Lichtheimia ornata is the source of this 459-nucleotide messenger RNA. RefSeq lists its product as uncharacterized. The coding region runs from base 1 to 459 and encodes 152 amino acids. The record is from RefSeq and is a predicted model, not a curated record. Gene Ontology annotation, biological process: protein transport; vesicle-mediated transport. Lineage: Eukaryota; Fungi; Mucoromycota; Mucoromycetes; Mucorales; Lichtheimiaceae. The transcript has 6 exons. Gene Ontology annotation, molecular function: clathrin-cargo adaptor activity. Gene Ontology annotation, cellular component: AP-1 adaptor complex; intracellular membrane-bounded organelle.
AUGAUUAACUGGUUACUGCUUGUCAGUCGUCAAGGCAAGGUGCGAUUGACCAAAUGGUUCGUUACCAUCCCUGCCAAAGAAAAGGCCAAGAUUGUCAAAGACGCCACUCAACUUGUGCUUGCGAGAAGAGUCAAAAUGUGCAACUUUUUGGAAUACAAAGAUCAAAAGAUCGUGUAUCGCCGAUAUGCCAGUCUCUUUUUCAUUGCUGGUAUCAGUCAAGACGAGAAUGAGCUCAUUGUAUUGGAAAUCAUCCAUCGUUAUGUUGAGAUUCUGGAUCGCUACUUUGGCAAUGUCUGCGAACUUGAUCUCAUUUUCAAUUUUCAAAAGGCAUACUUUAUUCUUGACGAGCUACUUAUCGCUGGUGAGCUACAGGAAUCGAGCAAAAAAUCCGUGCUUCGGGUGGUUACUCAGCAAGAUCAAUAUGAGCAGCAAGAAUCGAACGAACAAAAGUCGACAUAA